CCUUUUGGCUAUCCAGAUUUCUGUAUUUGUAUUUGUUGUUGGGGCUCGGCCCAAUCAAUCAAUCAGAUAGUGGGUAUAUAGCUUUCUGCAUAUGGCUCACUCCACUUUUUUCUUGGCAAGUGCAAGAGCACAACUGAUAAGCUGCCGUCUGACUAAUUAUAUAUUUCACUGCCCCAAAGAGGAACUCUCACUUUUCAUGAUUACCCGCAUAUAUAUAUAUGAAUAUAUAUACAUAAGUACUUUUAUGAUAAGCCCAAGUGGGAACUACAAUUGCAGUGGGGGCCUGAUAAGAUUAACGAAAGGUGUGAGCCAUGUUUGCCAAUAUAUAAACGAUGUUCAACCCAAAAUCCGCACACAGAUUGUUUUUGUUUGUCGAAACCAACUAGCCACCAACAUGCCCACCUUUGAGGAGAUCGUCGAGAAGGCCAAGAACUUCAAGAACCUGCCCAGCAAGGAGGAGUUCCUCGAGUUCUACGGCUACUACAAGCAGGCCACCGUCGGCGACUGCAACAUCGAGGAGCCGGAGGAUGAGGAGAAGAAGGCCCGCUACAACGCCUGGAAGAGCAAGGCCGGUCUGACCGCCGAGGAUGCCAAGGCCUACUACAUCGAGGUCUACAAGAAGUACGCUCCCCAGUACGAAUAAGUGCCAUCCUAGUGCUAGACCCACUCCCUUGACCAGCUAACGAUGCUUACGUUGGAUAAUUGUUGUAACUCUGUAUUUAUUGUAAUUUUAUAAUAAACCAAACACGUAUGCAUUUAAACUGAA
Drosophila mauritiana is the source of this 766-nucleotide messenger RNA. RefSeq lists its product as uncharacterized. The transcript is spliced from 2 exons. Gene Ontology annotation, molecular function: long-chain fatty acyl-CoA binding. Bases 92 to 643 code for a protein of 183 amino acids. Lineage: Eukaryota; Metazoa; Arthropoda; Insecta; Diptera; Drosophilidae. The record is from RefSeq and is a predicted model, not a curated record. Gene Ontology annotation, biological process: fatty acid metabolic process.